Messenger RNA from Symphalangus syndactylus (siamang), 1481 nucleotides. RefSeq names its product proteasome activator subunit 2 (gene PSME2). Gene Ontology annotation, cellular component: cytoplasm; nucleoplasm; proteasome activator complex. The record is from RefSeq and is a predicted model, not a curated record. Lineage: Eukaryota; Metazoa; Chordata; Mammalia; Primates; Hylobatidae. Gene Ontology annotation, biological process: positive regulation of endopeptidase activity; regulation of proteasomal protein catabolic process; regulation of G1/S transition of mitotic cell cycle. Gene Ontology annotation, molecular function: endopeptidase activator activity.
GAAUCUGGUUCCACCCCUUCCGGAUAGCCCCAGGCGCGGGGUUAUCCUAUUCAGCUCAAAACCUUUCUUUUUCUAGCUGGUCCAGUCCGGUACGCUCCGGGCCUCACCGGGGAAGUCCCACCCUGCAGGGGAACCGACUCUGGCCGGGCCUAGCUCCUCUCAAGCGAGUCCCGCCCCAUCUCCGGUCUGUCCUGAAGGCAGAGGGAAGACCCUCACCCAAACCCUGCCCGCUCCCUUCUAAGGGCGGCUAGUCCUUCUCCACCCCAGGCGCUCCCUCUGGCUGCCCCUCCUAGACGCUCUGAUCUCUCUCCGUCCGCUACUUGCGGUCGAGCCUUCUUGGGGGAGCCCCGCCACUGAAUACCCACUUUGCCAUACUCCCACCUCUCUUACCCCAACCCUGGACUUCCCGUUGGCCCUAGCUAUAAGCCCCGCCCCUCUCCGAGGGACAGCCCCCGCUCCAGUCUCCGCGGUCCCACUCACCCUAGCCCCUCCCUUGGGCAGCCCCUGGGCUUGUGACCCAGCCAGCACCGCCUCUCCUAGUGGCAACUGGCUGGGAAUGGCUGAGGGGCUACCUACUGCUUGCGGCCUGCCAGGGGUAGGAGGGGGGCGGAAAGAAGAAAGGGGGCGGGGUUGAGGGGGGCGGGCCUGGACCUGGGGAGUGAAAGCGAAAGCCCGGGCGACUAGCCGGGAGACCAGAGAUCUAGCGACUGAAGCAGCAUGGCCAAGCCGUGUGGGGUGCGCCUGAGCGGGGAAGCCCGCAAACAGGUGGAGGUCUUCAGGCAGAAUCUUUUCCAGGAGGCUGAGGAAUUCCUCUACAGAUUCUUGCCACAGAAAAUCAUAUACCUGAAUCAGCUCUUGCAAGAGGACUCCCUCAAUGUGGCUGACCUGACUUCCCUCCGGGCCCCACUGGACAUCCCCAUCCCAGACCCUCCACCCAAGGAUGAUGAGAUGGAAACAGAUAAGCAGGAGAAAAAAGAAGUCCCUAAGUGUGGAUUUCUCCCUGGGAAUCAGAAAGUCCUGUCCCUGCUUGCCCUGGUUAAGCCAGAAGUCUGGACUCUCAAAGAGAAAUGCAUUCUGGUGAUUACAUGGAUCCAACACCUGAUCCCCAAGAUUGAAGAUGGAAAUGAUUUUGGGGUAGCAAUCCAGGAGAAGGUGCUGGAGAGGGUGAAUGCCGUCAAGACCAAAGUGGAAGCUUUCCAGACAACCAUUUCCAAGUACUUCUCAGAACGUGGGGAUGCUGUGGCCAAGGCCUCCAAGGAGACACAUGUAAUGGAUUACCGGGCCUUGGUGCAUGAGCGAGAUGAGGCAGCCUAUGGGGAGCUCAGGGCCAUGGUGCUGGACCUGAGGGCCUUCUAUGCUGAGCUUUAUCAUAUCAUCAGCAGCAACCUGGAGAAAAUUGUCAACCCAAAGGGUGAAGAGAAGCCAUCUAUGUACUGAACCCAGGACUAGGAGGAAAAUAAAUGAUCUAUAUGAUGUGUGGA